GAGAGAGCUACGAGGUCUGGGUCGCCAUGAAUCCGAUCCAGCCGGCUGAAGGGGACCCGAUCGAGGAGCUGAUGCUGCUGACGGCUCAGAGCCUGAGCAGACUGGAGCUUGGAGAACACUUCCACGUGGUCAAGGAGAUCGGGAGAGGGAAGUACGGGAAAGUGCUGCUGGUCACCCAUCGUCGCAGAGGCACUCUGAUGGCCCUGAAGGUCAUGCCCAAGACUUCGACCCAGCUGCGGGGUUUCCUGCGUGAGUAUUGCAUCUCUCUGCAAGUGUCCAGUCACCCCUGCAUCGUGGGGCUGUUCGGCAUCGCCUUCCAGUCUGAGGAACACUACGGAUUCGCUCAGGAGCUGGUCCUUGGAAAGGACCUCUUUGCUGUCAUCGAGCCUGGUGUGGGCAUUCCCGAAACUGCAGCGAAGCGCUGUGCCCAGCAGAUCGCCAGCGCCCUGGAGUUCGUCCACAGCAAAGGGCUGGUCCACCGGGACAUCAAACCCGAAAACAUCCUCCUGCUGGACCGGGCCUGCUGUCGGGUGAAGCUGGCCGAUUUUGGCUUGGCUCAGAAGAGGGGCUCUCAGAUCCAGCUCAUCUCUGGUACCCUGCCUUACAUGUCGCCAGAGCUGUGCGCUGUGGUGGUCUCCGAGAAGAAGUCGAGAACGAUCCUCAGAGUGGAACCCAGCCUGGACACCUGGGCCUUUGCCGUGGUCCUUUUCUGCCUCCUAACUGGAUACUUUCCGUGGGAACGCUGCACCCCCUGUGAUGAUUUAUACCAAGAGUUUGCCAGGUGGUGCCAGGGGGAGACGGGAGAAUGGGAGGUGCCCUCCCAGUGGAAACGCUUCAGCGACAGCGCGCUUGCCAUGUUUAAGAAGCUGCUGGCAGUAAGAGCCCAGGAUCGCUACCCGGUCUCCGAGGUGCUGGCUCACCUAGACGAGGAGUGGAUGAAGCGUCCUGUUGCAGAGAACCGGAAGGAAGAGGAGAUGACGACUGGGCAUUCUCACGGAAAGGGAUUCAGUAUGUGCAGGACAGCUUCUCUCUACGCAAGUCCAAUGCAAAAAGAUCUGUAGUGAGGAAGGGUCAUCGCUGCAGAGGUGCCCUAGCUGGGUAGACUGCUCCAUUGAGAACUUUUUGAAGCCAAGUAAAACAAUACAUAAAACAAGCAAGAGGCAGGGAGCCAGUAAAUGGUUCUGAGCAGCUGAAAUGAUUGGUCACAUUUUAUUUUAAGGGCUAUUUCUUUUAGUUUAUUAACUGUUAACAAACAGCUGAUAAACAUGUUAAUGUACAUUAUUUAUUUUCUGCUAACUGUUAGUAAAUAAUAUAUGAUAGGCAUCAAAAACUGCAAACUAUGGGUGAUCAAUCAAACACUGGAGCCCUAUCAGUGAUCAAUCAAUCACCAAAGCCCUAUCAAUGAUCAAUCAAACGCCAAAGCCCUAUGAUAUGUUAAAAUCUGUUCAACCCGAACCCUAUCCCUAUCCCUAUCCCUAACUCUGACCAUAACCACAA
Messenger RNA from Polyodon spathula (Mississippi paddlefish), 1497 nucleotides. RefSeq names its product serine/threonine-protein kinase SBK1-like. Gene Ontology annotation, molecular function: protein serine/threonine kinase activity; ATP binding. Gene Ontology annotation, biological process: peptidyl-threonine phosphorylation; peptidyl-serine phosphorylation. NCBI's taxonomy places the organism in Eukaryota, Metazoa, Chordata, Actinopteri, Acipenseriformes, Polyodontidae. The transcript is spliced from 3 exons. The record is from RefSeq and is a predicted model, not a curated record. The coding region runs from base 27 to 1061 and encodes 344 amino acids.